Blastomyces dermatitidis ER-3 is the source of this 4165-nucleotide messenger RNA. RefSeq lists its product as uncharacterized. Bases 1200 to 2519 code for a protein of 439 amino acids. The transcript is spliced from 6 exons. Lineage: Eukaryota; Fungi; Ascomycota; Eurotiomycetes; Onygenales; Ajellomycetaceae. The record is from RefSeq and is a predicted model, not a curated record.
UCUAGAGGAAGCGGAUCAUGUUCGACCAUCCCAAUUUUUAUUUUUAUUUUUUUUUUUAAAAAAAAAAACCAAAAACAUUUGCUAUUUUCGUGAUAUUUUUUCGUGUAGUGGUAGUGGUAAGUGGUAAUUAAUAAUAAUGGCGGUACAGAGUUAACUACCUACAGUACGUAACUACAGUACAAGGCGACACUGGCCCAACCCGACCAGCGCCGCCGCUAACGAGCGAUUACCGCACCCGCCUUUCCGUUUUCUGCCAGGCGCUGCCUUUUUUUCGUCGUCGCCUCGCAGUCAAGCCAGGUCUCACCCUUCAUCCCUCAAUCCCUCAUCCCUUCAUCCAUCCUCACUCAACAUCCUUUACAUCCUUCACAUCCUCGCAUCCUCUCUCUCUCGCUCCCACUCUCCUUUUCCCUUCUCUCUCUCUUUUCCAUCAUCAUCCCCCUCCGACUUACUCAACCGCCCUCGAGGAAUCGCCCUUCUCUUGGCUUCUCCUUCUUGCUCUCUCUUCUCACGCUCUCUCCAUUUCUCCCCUCCCUUGUUCGUCUCAGGGGUUUCAGUUUAUUUCUUGCCUGUUCCGCUGUUGGCUCCACUCCUCUCCCCAUCGACUCGUGUGGGUGGUUGAAGUGAAGUAGUUAUAUGUAAAGGGUACAACUAUUCGACAUCACAGUGUCGCACUCCUUUUGGAUACGAGUUGUCACCUGCCUUCACUCCAUCACCCAUCAACCAGUACCACCAAAUAUAUCCAGUGAAAACUGGCUUGCCCCAUAUUUUUCUCUUCCAUGCAAAGUGUCAAUCCGCUAAGCUACUCCAAAUGAAGCGAAAUUUUUCAGUUGGGAUAUAUGGAGAGAUGACAAACUCCAUGCAAUAAUAACCUGUUAAAUUUGCUCCCAUUCACCUAAAACCCACAGCAUCUCCUUCAGUUCACCUAUUGCUCCGCUGCUUCAAUCUCAAAUCCUCGAUUUAUAUGUUCUCCAUCUCAUAACUCCUCCUUCUAUGUGGCGUGUUGCCUCUUGAUAUUACCUGUUUUAAAUGCUUACCAGCCGUGUGCUCUUGUAUUUUAGGUCUGAGAAAGUCGUGACGAUCCCCUCUCCCGAGCGAACAUACAUUCCUUUUUUCUCGACCGGUCCUGCAUUACUGCCCGUCCUAUAAGCUUGCUCAAGUCGUUGGCCCUUGCAUAUUGGAGACAUUCCGGGUCGAUAAUCAUGGCAUAUUACGAACCCCAAGGCUGGCAGGCUCCCAUGCGCCAAGCAUCCUGGGAGCAACCGGCUCCCCCUUCGCGAUCAGGCACCAGCUCUACCUCCCAGCGCGAUGAUGCAGCUGCGUUUUCAUCACAGUUUGAUGAGGUUGAUCGCGCCAUUGAUAACCUGGUGAAAAGCGGGAAAUUGUUCAAUGCUAUUCCUCGACGGGAGUCUGUACCUCUGAUGAUGAACCGCCCCUACCCAGACUAUGAUGCUCGCAUGAUGAAUGUAAUGCCCCAGCGCCAUAGCUCCAUUGGCGACUACGAAUCACUCCGGCCCCACUCUGCAUCCAACGUGCAAGGUUUCUAUGCUGCCCAACGUUACCAAGGUCGUCCAAACGAAGUAGAGCAGAUGAUGCAGGCAAAGCGACGUAUGGCAGCACAGCGAGAGGGAGAACUCCGCAAAUACCACCAUCAGCAGCAGAUCCAUCGCCUUUCCUCCGAAAUGUCUGGAAACAAAUCCGAUCGUUCCAUGAGCCCCGCUGCGAUGAGCGAAGAAAGUCGACGCGAAUGGAUUGCACGCCAGCGCCGUUCUUUGUAUGGCAAUGCUAGUCCCGAUUUCUACCCCAGUGGUGGCAUGGCUGAGGAGCAUCAGGGCUCUCGUCAGGAAAAUCAAUCAUCUGGCAAUCCUGCUGCCACUGCCGCAGGGGUAAGAGGCCCUUCCCCUAGAGGUGUAGAUCCCUUUGGCCUUGGUCAAACCCAGGUGCAGGGUAGCUCCGAAAGUGUUCCCCAGUCCACGUCGGGAGCCAACACUAGGCCAUCUCCUGUCGUUCCCCAGUCCAGCUCACCAGCCAACAGCAAUGCCUCCCCCAGCUCUGGACCCACCUCGUACGGUAUCUUUGACACCAACCCUGGCCAGCAGCAGCAACAACCGCAUACCUCCUCCCCUGGAAGCGGCAACGCGGAUUCCGCCUCUCGUCAGCUCGGCUCGAAACAAAAUGUUACAUCUGUUGGACCCAUUGGGUCUCGCCCUGCCCCCCAGCAAUCCACCAGCAACCAGGCGAGUAACCCAGCUUUGAAUAAGCGCUCAACAACUCCACUUCCUUCUCCCUUGGGUUACGGUUUUUCUCCAGACGAGGCCGCGAACACCAAUACAAACACGGGCGGGAACGGGAACGAACGGUCUACUUCCUCUGCAUCCAACCCUUCCAGCUCAACCACUGCCCCAGCCUCUGGCUCUGGAGCGAACGAAUCCUCCGGCCAUGUCGGCCUGAGUUGGGGUAAUGGAAGCGGCAUGUGGCGAUCCAAGAACUCAUUGGGUGUCCAGGCUUCCGUCUGGGGCUAAGUCAGAGGGAAAAUUGAAGGACUAAACAUUUAAUUGAGGGGAAAAAAGCGGCAAAAACACAACAGCGUUUCACGACUUAAAUUUGUUUUCUUCGUUUGCGGACACGGGGGCGUUUCAACUUGAUUCUCUCUACUUCUCUUUGCUUUUGCUUUUGGGGUGAUGCGGCGCGCGAUAUUCAGGAAUGACACCGGGGAUCGUUGCAACGCUUAUUUUCAGGAGGUUUUGCGACGGCGUUGGGGAGAGGCACGGAACGAACUCGCUUUUUCCCCUUUCGCCCUCAUUUCUUUUUGUACAAGAAAUUGCAUUUGGAGAUGGGAUCUUUUUGCGUUUUAUCAUCGGGGGGUUGGAGGCGGGGACGAAAAAAAUGGAGGGAAAAUAUGGAUGGUAAUACCUUGUGAUUUUUUUUAUUAUGUUUCCCACUUGUCCCUCGUUUUUUUCCAUUUUUUCGGUUAUUUUUUGUUUUAUUUUUUAACUUUUUGCUUGUCUUUAAUUUGCUGAGUUACCUUCUUUUAUUUCAUGUGUUUGGCUUGGCUUGGGAAGGAAGUUAUUUAUGGGGGAACGUUUCCCUUUUUCCAAGUUAGGAUGCGUGUGCGUGUGCAUGUGUGGGUGCUUUGCGAUUUGUUUUGAUUCAUCCUCGUCUUCUAUUGAUUUGCUCGACUUUCUUGGACGGAUGGGAAGGAUAGGGACGGAGCAUUUAUUAUUUAUUAUUUUAUUAUUUAUUUCUUAUUUAUUCCCAACUAUAUUGUUUUUGGAUUUUCUUCUUUCUCUGUUGGAAUUCUGGAUUGGAAUCACUCUUUAUUCUUAUUUCCCCGUUAUCUCUUCUAUUUAUUGUCGCAUGCAUCUUUCCUUUUUUUCACUUUUUGCUUCGGCAUGAACUUCGUCGUGACUUUGGUCCCCAGGCAUUGGGUAUUUCGUGUUGGGCUUGGUUUAGGAUGUAUCUUCGGGACUUUCACUAGGUUGUAUUCUGGUAUAUUCUGUAAUUUCUAAAGUUUUUUUCAGCUUUUCAUAUUUUCCUUUUUUUUCGUCCUCUUCUCCCCUUCCAAUUAUAAUAGCGUGUCUUCAUUCCGUGUUUGUUCACGGGGAAUAUUUACGUCGAGCAACUUUGAGCGAUCAUCAGCGAAAUUGCAUAGGACCGACCAUUUCCUUCUUCUUCUUUUCCCCCCUUCUCUUGUCCCUUGAUUUGAGUUUUGGGCCUUCCCAAUCAAUCAAUCAAUCAAUCCCCUUGGAACUGCCUCGCAUGCCUUAUAAUGACUUUUUACCUUACAAUCAGUUUAAUGGACAGUCAAACGCGCCAUAAGAGACACCUGGUUCCAAUUGAUAUCGAGCAAGUAGUCAAGCUAGCUAGUUAGCUAUUCAGAAUCUUUUCCCCGGCCGGCGGAAUUUCUCUAUCUUCCCCAUUUCUCUAUUUCUAUUUCUCCCAGAACCUACCUACCUCUUCUCUCUUGUAUACUGUGGAUCCUCUACGUUAUGGAUGCCACGCAACCGAAUGAUGCACGGGGCUAUUGGGGGUGGACGGAAUGCAAGAUAGACAUGGCUUCAUUUGAAAUUUGCAUGAAUAUGUUAUGUGUAUGUAUAGAAAAUGCGUUAUCAACGGCUUUGACAAGAUUAUCCUCCAUCGUACGAAUAUGAACAUUAACAAACGCAAA